AUGAUAGAUCACGUCCUUGGCCGCCCGUCUACACGCUUUCGGAAGUACCAGGUCUUCACAGUCGUUCUACUAUGGAGUCUGUACCUCGCCAGAGGUAACAAGCAUGGUCCCCGACCAGUCCGUCACAUAUCCGAAUAUUUCACCAAGCGUCUGUCAGCAUGGCGAACACUAGUCGUCUUCUGUUUGACGCUCUACGUUUCCAGAAACUUUGCACGAGUAGUAGGCUUGGAGUCGCCCGAGCCAUUGGCAAAUCUGUACACGAGGACUUAUUUCAGAGCGACAUGGGUGACCACGGCGUUAGACGCAGGCUUCUGGACAGCUAUGCACGUGCGUCCAAAGUGGCUGAAGGAUUUGGCAAGCAUGGUAUUCACAGUAUACUAUCUGGCUUGCGCAGAACAGGCAGAUGAGAUGGUCAGAAGAGUGCGCGGAGGCUUGACUCUGCAACACCUCCGAACGAGCUGGGACAAGCCGAACACACCAUACUUGAAAGCAGUCACGAGUCUCAUGAGACCCAAGAUGAUGAAGUACCCGCCUCGGCAGCUGAGGAUACCGAGACCAGCCGGAAGCAGCUACACAGAGCCGAUCAAUGCCUGGCUAUACUUUGAUAGCCCUAGAAAAGAUCUGAAACAGCAUGACAAGGUCGUGUUUGACGUUCCGGGUGGUGGCUUUGUUGCUAUGGACCCUAGAUGUCAUGACGAUAAGCUCAUGGCUUGGGCUGCCAAGCUUGGCUUACCUGUACUCGCUCUGGAUUACCAAAAGGCGCCAGAAUAUCCAUAUCCGUAUGCUUUGAAUGAAUGUUACGAUGCAUAUCAUACCAUCAUGAGCUCUCGCGGUACUGUCAUCGGCUUCACGGGAACUACUGUUCCCAAGAUUGUGAUCAGCGGUGACAGUGCUGGGGGAAAUCUCGCAGUAGGAUUGACUUGUAUGCUACUCUCGGAGUCGCCGUACGCUGGUUACAAUCCCGAAGACAGAACAUUUGAACAGCCACUGCCUAUGCCUGAGGCAUUAGUGUUGGUCUACCCUGCCCUAGACAUGAAUAUCAGGAAUUGGAUGACUGAGGAGCAGAUGGCGUUGAUGAAGCAGCCGGAAAGGAGAAAGACAAACAAGGCAGUGCUAAGUCGCAAAAGUGAGGACUAUCGGCGUCUCACCCCAGAUACGCCGCACGGCUCGGAUGACGAAGACGAAGUCGAGCCUCUAAAAACCUCCAAGGCGUCCCGCCGCAACCUAUCGAGUACUGGAAAGUGGUUACAAGGACAAAACAUCGCUGAGUCACCGGUGGCAAUGGAGAAGCCGGUGCCUGCACCAGCAAACGGUUCUGCUUCACACAAAAAGCUAGAAUCGGCCACGAAACCUCAGCCACUACAAACAAGACUCGCCAUUUCCAGCAUGAUAUCGUACUUCAACGACCGCAUCUUAUCUCCAGAGAUGUUGAGAUCGAUGAUCAUCCUGUACAUCGGACCACAUAACAAGCCGGACUUUGCCACUGACCAUCUCCUCUCGCCAAUACUCACUCCAGAGCAUGUUCUGGCUCGCUUCCCAAAGACCUACAUGGUGACAGGGGAGCGUGAUCCUCUGGUCGACGACACAAUCAUUUUCGCGGGCCGCCUGCGGCAAGCACACCUCCAGCGCUUCCGAGAACGGCAGGAGCUCGGUCUAGUCUCAUCGUCUCAGCGCUUUGAUGACAGCAAACACGUCGAAGUUAUGCUCAUUCCGGGAAUAAGUCAUGGCUUCUUGCAAUUCGUAUCAAUCUUUCCGGAAGGCCGCAAAUACAUUGAUCAAUGCAGUCGCUGGAUGCGAGAGGCCUUCCGAGACGCAGAGGCUCGCGAAGCAGAGACGCCCGCUGAGGAGCGAAGGUCUAGCGACUACUUCACCUCUUCUAGCAGCCGACAUCAUCAUCGACGGACUACCGGAGGCUCCGAAGCAGACGAUAGACCGCUAGAGAUCAAGACUCUGAGCAUGACUCCAGCAUCGGGCGAGGGCCGUGGGGGUCAAUCAAGAAGACCACGCAGUGGUCGUGGCCAUGUCAGGAAGCCUUCGUAUAGUGGAACGACUAGCCCGAUUGCUACACGAAGAAGUUUGGUUAGACUGGCUAGCACGGAGGAUCUCAUGAGCAGGCGUAUGCAUGGUCUUACUGGCGGCUUGUUUGGCGAUGGACCUGUACCACAUACGCCCUAA
Molecule: messenger RNA, 2175 nt
Organism: Recurvomyces mirabilis
Lineage: Eukaryota; Fungi; Ascomycota; Dothideomycetes; Mycosphaerellales; Teratosphaeriaceae
Exons: 2
Coding region: 1-2175 (724 amino acids)
Biological process (GO): triglyceride catabolic process
Cellular component (GO): cytosol
Molecular function (GO): triacylglycerol lipase activity; sterol ester esterase activity
Source: RefSeq, a predicted model, not a curated record